This is a messenger RNA of Halichondria panicea, 954 nucleotides long. Its product is annotated as chromobox protein homolog 1-like. Gene Ontology annotation, cellular component: nucleus; pericentric heterochromatin. Gene Ontology annotation, molecular function: chromatin binding. Gene Ontology annotation, biological process: chromatin organization; negative regulation of transcription by RNA polymerase II. The transcript has 6 exons. Lineage: Eukaryota; Metazoa; Porifera; Demospongiae; Suberitida; Halichondriidae. The record is from RefSeq and is a predicted model, not a curated record. Bases 137 to 739 code for a protein of 200 amino acids.
AGAACAGGUUGCCAUUUAAUUUCAAUUAAAACCCAGCGCAUGCUCUUUUGGCGGGGGAAAAUGUCUUCAUAUUUUUGAAGUCUCUAGCUCUCUGAUCUGUGUUGCUUCCUUGCCAUUUUCGCUGGUGAAAUACAAGAUGCCGAAGAGAGUAAAAAAAAAGCAAUACAAAGUGGAGAAAGUUGUUGACAAACAAAACAACAACGGACGAAUUGAGUACUUUUUAAAAUGGGCAGGUUACGAAGAUGAUCAAAAUACUUGGGAGCCGAGAGAAAAUUUGGACUGUGAAGAUUUGAUUGCCGAGUUUGAGAAGAACUACACACCUACUACUGUGUUGCAACCUUCUACUUCUUAUAGCAGCUCUGACAGUGAACCAGUGAAAAAGAAGCCAAAGCGAAUAUCAUCUUCCAAAGCACCAACGACUCCAAAGGUCACAAAUGGGGCCCCCAAAAAAUCUUCUCCCAAAAAAAUUUCGCCCAAAAAGGAGGCGAAUCCAACAGAGGAAAUAUCAUUACCAGAUCUCGGUGAACCGAAUGGAUUUGAUAAAGGGUAUACCCCCAAACAAAUUGUUGGAGCCACAGAACUCGACGGUCACAUUCUAUUUCUCAUUCAAUGGAAGGAGGUAAAUGACCAGGAGUUGGUCUAUGCUAGCGAGGCCAACGUUCAGAUACCCCAGAUCGUCAUUAAGUUCUAUGAGAGCAAGUUAACCUGGCACGAGAACAUGGAAGCGAAAGAAGAGUGACUCUUCUCCUGAGAUCUCUUGUACUACUUACCUGGCCCACCGUUCUGUUUUCAUGUACAUUCUAUUAUGUGCCCACUCACAUGCCAUGCCACAUUGAACUUCACACGUAUUAUUCUUGUAAACAUUGUAUUAUCACUCCUCACCGUGAGAUGUCUCAACAAUUUAGUUAAUACAGUACGAUCACUAAUUUUAGACAAUAAGAUUUUAUGCUUUGA